AUUCUUGGUCAGGGAUUUCUUGGUCUCAGUGGGGCAAUACUCGUUCAAGUCUAUGACACACUAUGCAAAGGCAAGCCAAGCACUUUCCUUCUUGUGCUUGCCCUUUUGCCGACAUUGGUCUCCCUCUUGCUCAUGCCAUUGGUGAGAGUCCAUGAAUCAAACACAGGAAAUGACAAGAACCACCUGAAUUCUUUCUCUGCUGUUGCUCUGAUCAUUGUCGCUUGUCUCAUGCUAAUGAUAAUCAUGGAAAACAUCAUAACCUUCUCGACAUGGGGACGCUAUUCUACUCUUGUACUUCUUCUGCUUCUGUUGGCCUCUCCCCUCGGGAUUGCAAUCAAAGCAGAGAGUGAAGACUCGAUAAAACAAACCGAAGAAACAUCCUCAAUUGAGAGCAAUCCAUUACUGGACAACUCUUGCCGAACAACAUCCUCCAAGAUUAUUUCAGCCGAAGAAAAUCCAUUAGACUAUGAAGAACUGCCAACUUCCGCCAACAGUGAAGUGAAGGUCACUUCAGAUUACAAUAUUUUGCCUUUUGAAGAAGAGGACAUGAAUCUCUUGCAAGCAAUGCGUACUGUCAACUUCUGGUUGUUGUUUCUAGCUAUGGUUUGUGGAAUGGGCUCCGGUCUCGCCACCAUAAACAACAUGAGCCAAUUGGGACAGUCUCUCGGCUACACAUCACUAGAGAUAACUUCUUUUGUUUCCCUUUGGAGUAUAUGGAAUUUUCUAGGUCGUUUUGGAGCCGGGUAUUUGUCAGAUUAUUUCCUGCACACCAGAGGAUGGGCAAGGCCAUUGUUGAUUGCAGUUACUCUAGCAACCAUGACUACUGGCCACAUCAUCAUCGCCUCCGGUUUUUCAGGAAAUCUGUAUGUGGGUUCAAUCUUGGUUGGCAUUUGUUAUGGCUCACAAUGGUCACUAAUGCCCACAAUCACUUCGGAAAUAUUUGGUGUAAGACACAUGGGUACUAUUUUCAACACCAUUGCCAUAGCCAGUCCCGUUGGUUCUUACAUAUUUUCCGUAAGAGUAAUCGGGUAUAUUUACGACAAAGAAGCUUCCGGAUACACCUGCUUUGGCACUCGCUGCUUCAUGUUAUCCUUUUUCGUCAUGGCCGCC
Messenger RNA from Morus notabilis, 1110 nucleotides. RefSeq names its product protein NUCLEAR FUSION DEFECTIVE 4-like. The annotation marks the transcript as partial. Lineage: Eukaryota; Viridiplantae; Streptophyta; Magnoliopsida; Rosales; Moraceae. The record is from RefSeq and is a predicted model, not a curated record. Gene Ontology annotation, cellular component: membrane. Gene Ontology annotation, molecular function: transmembrane transporter activity. The transcript has a single exon.